ACAGCUGCUGUCAAUUUAGCCAGAAUGGUAUAACCUGUGUUGAAGAAUUCUGAUUUCGCUUUACAAAAAGAAACCGCUUGGGCGCGAAGUUAACGAUCUUUCUUGAUUCGAUAGCUAGCUCCUGUAUACAAAAGAGAAGUUCACCACACUAAUCCUUUUGACAAUUACAGCACCGUAGAGAAGCAAACAUGGAGAGCAUGGAUAUCUCGUACAGCGAUGAUAAGACUGGCGAAGAAACCGAUAUGAUCUGUGAUGAAGAACACCAUGAAUGCUCUGAUCAUGAAAACAGUGCAUUGCAACAAUUAUCACACAAUGGCAUGAUGAUCGGGCUCGGCUCCCGCAACACUCUCAGUGAUGGAUCAGAACGGAAAAUUAAUGCACCGAACGCAAACGCAAUACUUAACAGCAACUUCCCGGCGGAACAUAGUGAAAACGGACCGGAAUCUGCACGGUUUCCGCUCCAAGAUGCUAAAGAUUGCAAUCAGUUCCACAUAAUCGCCAGGAAUAACAAUUCCAUUGAACGUAUAAAGGAACAUUUAAUGCAUACCAUAGAUGGCCUUGAAAUCUGUGGAUUAGACAAGGAAAAUAUGUUUACGGACGUAUGUGAAGCACGGCUUAACGAGUUUCCCACCGAAGCAAAAACUCAAGCAUGUCUGUUUCCACUGGAAGAUGCAUCGGAAUUUGCUUCUGUUCUUUCAUCCGCUUCAACCACUUCCCUUGUUGGAGAACAUUUUACGCCAGCUAAUGAAUAUAACUUUUCGGCCGCCGAUUUCGAUUGUUUACUGUCUCGAGGUUGCUCGCAGUCUUCUUCAAGUACGGUAAAAUCAGCUUUAGAUUCUGCAUCGUCUCCAUCCGCAUCAAAUCUACCGAGAAAAUCUGUGCUGGACAAUUUUGACCCACUUUUGCGACGGCAAACUAUCCUUAACGCAGAGCAUAGAGUUGUCCCCGAAAACGUCGAAAGUACCCCAUCUGCUGCAUGUCUGGCUUUAGUUAACAACUUUCCGCAGUUUCAAGAAAGCAACAGGAGUGCUGAACAGAUAUCAGUGUCCCAAAACAUCGAAAGCGACCGUUUCGGCCAAAAACGGCAAGGAGACAGCACGCUUCUCCUGCAAAAUACGUUCGGUUCAUCAUUAACACCGCUGCUAGAGCAUCAUACUGGUGACGAAUCCAAGGACAAGCACAGCCAGAGCGAGACAUCAAGUUGCCUUGUUGAUACAACUGUAGAUCCAAAUUGUUCAGCAAAGGAGAAUGAAAGUGAUAGUUCUCUCGACAAAACAAUAACUACAGAAGGCAACGAAACCAGAGAAUCGUCAAAGUGCUCGGAAACUCUAUUGCUUUCAACCAGUGCUGUGGGACCAAAAAUUGUAGAGUGUGAAAGAGUGGAACGUAAUGAACCACUAGUGGACAUUUCGGACUCUGUUGCAGAAUAUGUGUCACUCGAUAAUACGGUUUCUCAACAGUCGACUGAACUGAACUCCACCGACACAGCAUUUACCGAAGGUGAAAAUUUAUCAGCUGGACAAUUCCAGGAGGAGCCAAACAUUGAAGCUCCAUUGCCUGCAAAGCAAGCGGCACUGGAAGUGAUUACAGGACAGACAGUAGAAUUAAACAGUACUGUCAUUUUCGCAGGCACUCAGAGUACUCAUGAUGAUUUAACGUCUCUCGCGGGAAAUAUGAUUGCGGAAUCGAAUUCUGAAAAACAAAACAUUGCCGUACUAAACAUGAGUGAGGAUCGAUCGGCACCGAACGAGGAAGGAUAUACUGAGAUUGGAAAGAAAUGUAAAACUGAAGAGGUGAAUAUUGCCGAAAUAGAGAAAAAGAUGCUUGACGUUGAACUCAGAGAAGAAAGCAUGUUGAAGCGUAUCACGGAGAAGGAUAAAACAAUUUCCAAAAUGAGCAACGUGGUUGAAGCGUACGAGCGAACCAUAGCCGAGUUGAUCUCGGAAAAGGAAGUUUUAAUCCGAAACCAUGAGGAGGAAUGCGAAACCUUAAAGCAAGAUAAUGAAAUCAACGCACAGCAUUUGGAAUCGUUAGAGAAAACCUUCUCAAACUUGUAUGCGAAAUAUGAGCGCAUGAAAAAGAACGCAAUCAAAUACAAAGAAAAUGAGGAUAAAUUAUUAGAAAAAGUGAUGAAGCUUGAAGAAUGUCUGAGAGCGCAAGAGCAACGGUAUGAAAAAAUGAAAAGUCAUGCUAUGAGUCAACUGGAAAUUGCAAACACCAAAAUAGAUGAAGCUAUCCGUAACCAUUCCCAGGAAGCAGCAAAGUUAAAGGCUCAGAUAAAGAAGGAAGAAGUGUAUCGAAUUUCAAUCAACGAGCAGUUGAUUCAAAAAUCAAAAGAAAAUGAACAAUUGGUAAAGAUAUGCGACGAGCUAAUCAGUGAAACUAAUUGAAAGGUACGCAAUAUUGACAAGGAUCAAGUUUUCCCCCCAAAAUACCCUGCAGUGCGCUUCUUGAACUGAAAAGCAAAUGUAGAGAAAAAGAUUCAGCGUUUCUUUUCUCCAUCAGCCAUGGAAUGAAUUGCAAGAGAGAAGUAGUUGUUCACUUUGUAGUAGUUUCGCGGUUUAUACUAAGUAGUUGCAUUUCUUUCAACAAGUUUUAGCAUGUGUAUCUCUAUGCCUGAUUUGCAAGAACAAUAAGGUGGAAAACGUUACUGACGGUUUUUUUUUAAUUGAUUUUUUUAAUUUUCCUUUUCAAUUAUAAACCAGAAAACCCGAAUUGUAUUGCUCUCUAUUUCCAUUUACUCUUAACAACAAAUGUUUCACCAAGCAUAACGUAACCUAACAACACUGUCUUUCGUUCUAAUAUUGUGAAUCUUUUAAGAAAACCCCAAGAAUUGAAAUAUGUAUGUAUUCGUUAACAAACUACAAACAAAAACGAACCUUUCCAUCAACUGCUGCUCGCCUAAUGUUUCGAUACCAAUGUAAUAAACUUGCACUGCUACUUUCUAGAAACUUUCUGUAAAAAUAUGAAAAACGCAUAUAUUAAUAAAUAACUACGCAGCUAUAA
Anopheles stephensi (Asian malaria mosquito) is the source of this 3006-nucleotide messenger RNA. RefSeq lists its product as uncharacterized. The transcript has 10 exons. The coding region runs from base 189 to 2390 and encodes 733 amino acids. Gene Ontology annotation, biological process: cerebral cortex development; mitotic spindle organization; cell population proliferation. NCBI's taxonomy places the organism in Eukaryota, Metazoa, Arthropoda, Insecta, Diptera, Culicidae. The record is from RefSeq and is a predicted model, not a curated record. Gene Ontology annotation, cellular component: cytoplasm.